Bombina bombina (fire-bellied toad) is the source of this 3669-nucleotide messenger RNA. RefSeq names its product coiled-coil domain containing 30 (gene CCDC30). The transcript is spliced from 24 exons. Bases 352 to 3669 code for a protein of 1105 amino acids. NCBI's taxonomy places the organism in Eukaryota, Metazoa, Chordata, Amphibia, Anura, Bombinatoridae. The record is from RefSeq and is a predicted model, not a curated record.
AACCCCCAGCUCCCCCUCCAGCCAUAGAAGGAGAAGCACUAAUUAAGGGGGGUUACUUACUGGAGAGUUUGCUGCAAAUCUGCUCAGGUUGUAGAAUGGAUUUCUUAUUCGCGCAUGUAGCGGAGAAUGUGGGCUGCUUCAAACUGCAGUGACCGCACUGUACAGUGCAGCAGGUGAUUAGAGCCCCCCAUGUCUGCACACAGCUGCUGCCUCCUGUUUUCUUGAUGCCAUCUCUGUCACUCCCCAUGUUUAGUGCCCCCUCACACCCCGAGCCCCAGAUAUGGACGCUGCUUCUGACAUCACAUAUACUUACUAAGAAGAGAUGGUCAUGGGGUCUGGGAUCUAAACACAAUGGAUAAGGAACAUUUCUGCUUGGAAGAAAUACAACGUAAAAUAAAACAGGAAGGGCUUAAUCCAGGCGCAUCUGCAGAGGAAAACUUGAGGAUUUUAUGGACUCUAUACCAGGGCACCCAACUUAAAUUGCAGUCCGCUACUAACAGCUUAGACCAGCUUAAACUACAGCAAGCAGAAGAAAUGAAGGAAGUGGAGAGCUACGUAGCUCACAUCCGCAGCCUCACUGAGGAGAGAGAAGAGCUCACGACAGAUUUUGAAAAGGAGAAUAUUCAACUUAGAAUUGAUCUUGAAAAACUUCAGUUUCAGCAAGAGUCCCAACUAAAGGAAGUAGAAGAAAUGCUGGAGCAGGAAGGUUUAAGUGAGAUUUCCCAGAGCAGCCCCAGCGAGCAAGUGGCCUACUUACUGGUCGAGAGAGCAACCUUACUGGAGAAACUGGAUAUUUUGGAACAAAAGUUGGAUUCUCACUUGGAAAGUCUGAGUGGUAUUAAACGACAGGAUGAGUUGGAACAAAUUCAUCAGACAUUAGAAGAAGAACUUUAUCAGCAACAUGAAUCUAUGAAACGAACCAAAGAAACUUUAAAUAAGGAGCAACUAUCCUCUAUUCAGAACCCAUGGAAGAAGUUAUUUGGGAUCCGUAAAAUGUCUGCUAACUGUUCAACAUUUGAUGAAGAGCUUAACAAAGAAAAGAAAAUGAGGGAAUGUGUGGAAAGAGACUUGAACGAGGCAGCUCAGAGACUACAAAUGGCUCAUGAUGAGAUCCGCAGGCUGACUGAUGAUUUGCUAAUAAAAAAGAAGGAAGCUACAGAGCUUGAGCACAUUUUACAGGAAAGACAGAAGGAGAUUGAAACUCUUCAUGAAAAUGAACAAAGUGAACUACAGAAAGCCAAAGAAUAUAACAAUCGAUUAGAUACAGAAAAUCUGGCACUGCGCAAUCGUGUUAGGUUUCUGGAUUCCGAGAGGAAGAAGUAUAUGGAACAGAGUGAAAAAAGUGACAGUGAAUCAAGAGGAACCAUGCUUACUUCACAAAAUGAUCAGGACAAUGAGCUGCUUCAUAAAAGAUGCCAACUUGAAAUUGAGCAGAGAGAAAGUACAAUUAAAGAAUUAGUUUACUUGCAACAAAAGCUGCAGAGAGAGCACGAUGAGACGGUGGAGCGCAAUGAGGAGUUAGAGUCCAUUCUGGGAGAAACUCAAAAUCAAACAAAGGAACAAAUUCAUUACUUAGAGUGUGAAAUAGAAGGACUUCAAAGGAGAAUAAAGCUUUUUGAAGAAGAGCUCGUUAGACAACCUGAAAGAAAAAAAGAAUUGUCUGCUAUUGAUGGAUCAGCAAACACGGGCUCAGAAACAAGUACAGGUUUCCUUCAGAUGAUAGAAAAUAAUGAAGAGAAGGUAAAGGAUCUUGAAAGCAAAUUAACAGAAGAAAGAGAGCAAAGAGUAAAGCUUGCAUUAGAUCUGAAAACCGCACAAAAGACUGUUCAGGCUGAAAAAGAGGCAUGCACAUCUGAAUUACAAAAGCUCCAGGCUGAAAUGAAGAAUCUUGAAAAUGCAAAAAGUGAAAAUAAGAUGCUACACCUGCAAAAUGAAAAACUUGGUGAAGAAAAUAGCUUACACCAGAGAAAGAUGCUGGACCUUACUGAAGAAUGCAGAAGAUUACAAACGGCACUAGAUGAGGAGAAGUCCUUAAAAGAAAUGUUGGCUGCAAAAGAACAAAUGUUUCAAGAAUCUGGAAAAAUCAAAGAGAAUAUGCAAAGUGAAGCUGAGGAGAUGGGCGUGAAGCUAUUAGAGUCAAGAAAGAAAUGUGAAUUACUCCAAAAACAGAUAUAUGAAGAUACAAAAGAGAAACAGAAUCUAUGGAGCGAGAACUUGCUACUGAAAGGAGAGAUUAAAAUCCUUCGUCAAGAGCUUCGGGUUAAAAGAGAAGAAAUUUCUACCAUUAAACAAGAAAUGUCAGAUGUGCAGAAUAACUCGUCCAUGUCUCAGAGUCUCUUAGAUGGUGGAGAGGAAGCCAUUAGAACGUCAUUGGCAGGAGAUGCCCUGAUUCAGCAGCAAAAUGAGGAGAUUCGACAACUUCGUCAAGAUUUGCACAGAGUUCAGCACGUGUGCACUUCAGCUGAGAAAGAGCUGCGGUAUGAAAGGGAGAAAAACUUGGAUUUGAAGAAGCAACAUAUGAUGUUACAACAGGAAAAUAUCAAGAUCAAUGGAGAAUUAAAUCAAGUGAAACAGAAAAUCCCUGAUAUCACUGCAACGUGCUCCAGCCUUGAAGAAGAUCUUGACAAGAAACGACAAAAAGUUAAAGAACUAGAACUAGAAUUAAUGAAGCAAAGUCAAACCUACAAACUGUAUAACAAUUGGCAAGAAAAAUUUGAGAAAGAAAAAAACAGAGCACUUGAUGCAGAAAAACAGGUCUUGGAACUGCAACACCAACUCAGAGCUUCUAAACAUCAGUUGCUCCUCAUGGAAACUCAGGUUACAGAAAGAAAACACCUAGAGGACGAAUUAAAAAAUGCCAGAGAAAGUGAAACCAAACUACGAACACAAUUACAAGACAAUCAACUGAAAGUAAAACUUUUAGAUCAGAGACUUGAUGAUUUAAAGCAACAAAUAAAAGUCCUUCGGGACAAAGAAAAUGUACUAGUUCAGAAUAAUUCUGCCCUUCAGUUUAAACUGCAUCAGCAAGAGUCACGUCUACAGGCCUUGGAUGAUGAACAUAAUGCAGCAGCUAAAGAGCGUGUAUAUUGUGAGAACAACAUUCAGAAGCUUUCUGCAGAACUUUCACAGAUCCAACUAGAAAAUGAGAGAAUGCACAAAGAAUACAAUAAUGUGUUUAAGCAGCUGGAUGAAUAUAUCAGAAAAUAUAAUGAGAAACAACUUCGCCAUAAAACCAAACUUUACCAGGCAAAAGAGGUUAAUGUGAACGAGGUGAAUAAGCGUGAUAUGCGCAUAAGAGAACUUGAAAUGGAAAUCUCAUUGGCUAAAUGUCAGACAGAAAAGGGAAAAGAGAGGAUCAGUUUAAUCACAACAGAGAACCACCGACUUCAUGAAGAAAAACGACAUUUGUUGGAAAAGGUUAAUGAAUACGAAGCAAUGCAGAGUGACAACAAAUUACAGCUGCUAACGGCUCAAAAGCGAGCAAAUAUUUUGGAUAAAGAAAACAAACAAUUACUGGAGACCCUGUUUCACCUUUAUAACCAGAUUGGACCACUGGAGCGUGUAAUAAAAAAGAUUCAAGCCCUCAACCUCGAGGUAAGCGUGUCACUGGAUUGUACACUCCCAUUACAUUGGUCACCGAAAACUCAUUUUUAUUUGUGUUUGUGCUAA